AUGCCACCACCGGCAGAGGAACCUCAUCAAGAUGCUGUGGCUGUUGCCCCUGAGGCUUCAUUGGCGGGGCUUGCUAAGGCUUGGAAUGAUGAUGAAGUCAUCCGGAAGCAGCUGCUUGGGGAGAAGACUUUGCUUAGUUGGCCUGAUCCCAAAAUGACUGGAGUGAUUAACUUUGCGACGAUUGCGCACAAUGGCAGGGUGCUUGCUCAUGUCCUUGAGAAAUGGUGCCCACAGGUGGAUGCACCCAAGACUGUCAACAUAGAUCACGUGAGGGCAGAGGUGGAGAAGAUUCGGACUGACCUUUUCAUGAGCGAGGACAUGGUCAGGGUCAACUGUGAUGCAAUGUCCUUGAGAGGCUUCGUCACAUACAUGGUGAAGCGUCAUGAUGGCUCUGUUCGCCGUGAGCUUUGUCUUUGCCAGCUCGUUUUAAUAUUUUUGUGGGAGUUUUUUCCACAGAACCCUGCAGCCAUGAAGGUGCCAUGUUUUUUGUGCUGA
Messenger RNA from Durusdinium trenchii, 495 nucleotides. The record is from the annotation of a GenBank genome assembly. Lineage: Eukaryota; Dinophyceae; Suessiales; Symbiodiniaceae.